AUGGAGGAGAUCUACCUCCACUCCCUGCCCAUCAAGGAGUACCAGAUUGUCGACUUCUUCCUCCCCACCCUCAAGGACGAGGUCAUGAAGAUCAAGCCCGUCCAGAAGCAGACCCGUGCCGGUCAGCGUACCCGCUUCAAGGCCGUCGUCGUCAUCGGUGACUCUGCCGGUCACGUCGGUCUCGGUAUCAAGACCUCUAAGGAAGUCGCUACCGCCAUCCGCGCCGCCAUCAUCAUUGCCAAGCUCGCCGUUGUCCCCAUCCGCCGUGGUUACUGGGGCUCCAACCUUGGUGAGCCUCACUCCAUCCCCGUCAAGGAGAGCGGCAAGUGCGGUUCCGUCACCGUCAGACUUAUCCCCGCUCCCCGCGGUACCGGUCUCGUUGCCUCGCCCGCCGUCAAGCGUCUGUUGCAGCUUGCUGGUGUCAACGACGCCUACUCGGCCUCGUCCGGUUCCACCAAGACCCUCGAGAACACCCUCAAGGCCACCUUCACCGCCAUCACUAACACCUACGGUUUCCUCACCCCCAACCUGUGGAAGGAGACCAAGCUCAUCCGCUCUCCUCUCGACGAGUACGCCGAUGUCCUCCGCCAGGGCAAGCGCUACUAA
Messenger RNA from Aureobasidium vineae, 606 nucleotides. Lineage: Eukaryota; Fungi; Ascomycota; Dothideomycetes; Dothideales; Saccotheciaceae. The record is from the annotation of a GenBank genome assembly.